Molecule: messenger RNA, 14794 nt
Organism: Penaeus monodon (black tiger shrimp)
Lineage: Eukaryota; Metazoa; Arthropoda; Malacostraca; Decapoda; Penaeidae
Product: serine/arginine repetitive matrix protein 2-like
Exons: 11
Source: RefSeq, a predicted model, not a curated record
ACAGACCAGAACAGAACCAGACAAAAAGCCCAACCCGAGACACAGAACAGAACAGAAAACCAGACAGAACCCCAGAAGACAGACACAGAACAGAAGCAACCAGAACCCAGCAGAACCAGCAGAACAGAACCCCCCCAGCCCCAGAACACAAAACCAGCGCCAGAACCCAGCAGACAGAGAACAGACAGACCAGACAGAAGAGCGACAGCAGAGCCCAGACAGCCAGACCGCAACAGAAGAGAACAGCCAGACAGAAACCAGACCAGCAGAACAGACAGACCCAGAACAGACAGGGAGAACAGCAGGAAACAGAACCACAGACCAGCCCAGAACAACAGAACAGACAGAACCCAGACCAGAACCCCAGUCAGACCCACAGAAACAGACCAACCAAAACCAGCAAGAACAGAGACAGACACCAGACAGAAAAGCCCAAAGGACCAGAACAGACAGAACAGAACCAGACCGGAAACACAAAGCAGCCCGAAAACCCCAGCAGAACAGACCAGAACCCCAGAAGACCAGAACACCAGACAGAACAGACAAGCAACCAGAACAAGAACCCCAGACGACAAGCAGACAAGAACAAGAACAGAAGACCAGAAACCAGACCAGAACAGACCAGAAGUGGUUGCCAGACAGACAGAACCAGAACACCAGACAGACACAACAGAACCAGAAACAACCAGCCAAGACCAGCAAAACAGACAGAACCCCCAGACACCAGAAUCCAGCAGAAACAAACCAGAACCAGAAACCGAGACAGCGCCAGACCCCAGCAACAGAACAGACCCAGGAAGCCAGACCCCAGCCAAGACCCAGACAGAACAGACAAAACCCAGACCAGAAACAGACCCAGCACAGAACACACGAAGCCAGACGACAGACAGAACCACAGAACGCCAGAAGCCAGAACCAAAAGAACCAGAACCCAGAGAUCGCAGAAACCGAACAACCAGAACAGACCCAACACCCAAGACCAAACCCAGACCAGAACCACGAGAAACAGAAGAAGACCCAGACACAGCCCCACCAGACCAGCCCCAGAACAGAACAACACAGAACCCGAAGACCAGAAAGCAGCAGCCAGAAGAACAGAACACAGCCCAGACAGAACCAACAGACAGAAACCAAGAAACAGAAGAACCCAGACGCCCGAGACAGAACCAGAAACAGACCAGAAAAGAACCAGAACAGACCCCACGAAAACCCCCAGACACCACGAGAACCAAAAACCAGAACAACCAAAGAAGCCCAGGCAGCAGACCAGACAGACCCAGACCGACAGACAGACACAGACCCAGAAGAACAGACACAGGACCAGAACCCGCAGGACGACAGAACAGGGCGCAGCAGAAACCAGACAAAACAGAAGCCCCCCGAACCCCAGCAGACAAACCCAAGAACAGACCAGAGCAGCAAAACAGAAGAAACCCCCCCGUGGCAACCAGCCAGACAAACAGACAGACCAAGACAGAAAGAACAGAAUCAAGGCAGAACCCAGACCCAGAAGAAGAACCAGACCAGAACCCCAGACCAGACAGAGAAAAACAGAAAGAGACAGACCAGCAGAACAGCCAGCAGACAGAACAGAACCAGACCAGAAACAGACUCCCCAGAGACAGAACCACAGAACAGACCACAGAGAAACCCACAGACAGACCCAAGAAAACGAGCCAGACAGCCCAGAAAACAGAAAGACCAGAACCGACAGCACCAGACAGACCAGACAGAACAAGACAGACCAGAACACCAAUGUCUCCAGAACAGAAGAACAGAGACCAGACAGACAGACCAGACAGAACAGACCCAGAAACAGACAGCCAGACAGAACCAGAAAGCCCAGAACAAACCAGAAGACACCAGAAACACCAGAACAGAGGAGAACCCGGGGCAGAAAGAACACCAGAACCCAGACAGAGAACCAGAAAGAGACCAGACAGAAGAACCCAAGAAAAGCCCAGACCAGACAGCACCCAGAGACCAGAACCGCCAGGACCAGACAAGAAGACCAAAACAGCAAGAACAGACCCCCAGAAACCCACCAGACAGACCCACAGAACCAGACAGAACAGAAACACCCAGCGACAGACCAGAACAAAGACAGCAGACAGACCGACCCAGACCAAACAGCAAGCAGACAGAGCAGACAGAACAGACCCCAGAAAGACCAGACAGACCAGCAGAAGCAACAGCCAGAACCCAGCCAGAAUCAGACCCCAGCAGACCGACCCCAGACAGACACCAAACCCAGAAACAGAACCAGAACGCAGACGCCAGACCAAGACAGAACCAGACAGACAGACCCGAAAGCAGAACACCCACAAACCCAGCAACAGAAACGCAGACCAGCCAAGAACCAGCAGAGCAGAAACAGACCCAGAACAGAACCAGAAACAGAACAGAGACCCAGACCAGCAGACCCAGACAAACAGCCCAGCACCCCGGCCCAGACCAGACCCAGACAGACAGAACAGCAGCAGAACCCAGACCCAGAGCAGACAGAGAAAAACCCAGACAGAACCCAGAACCAGCAGAACCAGCAGACAGAACAGAACAGAAACAGAACCAGAACCACAGAACAAGACCCCAGACAGACAGACAGACCCGAAAAAGACAGGACCCCCCCCCAGAACAGAACCCAGAACAGAAAAAGCCCCAGAAACCAGAACCCCCAAAACCAGAAACCCAACCCACCCCCCAAAAAACCCCCAGACAGACCAGAAAACCCAACCCCAGCCCCCAAAAACCCCAAAACAGCCCCCCGGGAAACAGACAGACCCCCAGAAAAACAGAACCAGCAGAACCAGAGACCACAAAACCCCGCACCAGAACAGCCCAAAACCAGCACCAGACCCCCAGAAAGACCCCAGACCAGACCCAGCCAGAACAAAACCAGACAGAAACCCCAGACCCAGACCCCCAGAACCAGACAAAACAGACCCAGGAAGCCAAAACCCCAGAAGACCCGGGCAACCAGACCAGACAGAACCACCAGAAUCAGCAGCCCCCCCAAACCCCCAGCCAGCACCGCAGACAGAGCAGAAGCCCACCAGACCGCCAGACCCAGCCACAGCAGAACGAAAACAAAACCAGACAGCACCCAAAAGCCCAAAAGAGACCAGACCAGCAGAACCCAGAAAACAGACCACCAGCAGCCCCAGCCCAGACCCAGCCACCAGAAAGAAAACAGACAGCAGAACAGACAGACAGACCAACAGCCCAGCAAACAGACAGCCAGCCCAGAACCAGACAACCAGAACAGAAAGACCAGACCCCCAGAAGACCAGACCCCCCCAAACCCCACCAGAACCAAAAGCCCCCAGAAGAACAGACCCAGAGAACAGCCCCCGACAGAAGACAGAACAAACAGACAGCCAGCAAAGACCCACCCCCAGACCAGACAGACAAAAACCAGAAAACCACAACCAGCAGAAAACAGACCAGCCCCAGAACAGACCAGCAGAACCACAGACAGAACAGACCCAGACCAAAAACCCAGAAACAGAACGACCAGACCCAGACCAGAACAGACCAGACAGACAGCAAGAACAGACAGACAGAACCAGACCAGAAGAACCAGAGCCAGAACAGCCAGACAGACCACCAGCCCCAGAACACAGACAGACAACCACCAGACCCCAGAACAGACCCCCCAGAACAGAACGCAGAAAGACCCCCCAGACCCAGAACAGAACCCGCAGACACAGAACAGCAAACAGACAGACAGAUCAGAACCAGAACAGGAACAGCCCCCAGACACCAGAACAACAAGAGAGAACCCCCAGGACAGAAGACCAAGAAGACCAGACCACAGACCCCCAGACAGAACCACCAGAACCAGACAGACAGAAACCCGAACAGAACCCAAGAAGAAGAGAAACUCCAGACCACAGACAGAGCGACCAGAGAAGCAGACCCACAGACCCAGCAGAAACCACAGCCAGAACCACCAGAGCCAGACAAACAGGACCAGACCCGACACCCACAGAACCAGACAGAACAGAACAGAGAACAGAACACCCAGAACCCCCAAACAGCAGACCAGAACCAGAGCAGAACAGAAGCGCCCAGAACCCAGACCAGCAGAACAGACGAAGACCAGACAGAAGCCCCAGAACCCAAGACCGACAGAAAGAACCAGGACCAGACAGACCCAGAACACAGAAACAAGACAGAACAGAAAAACCAGACCAGACAGAAACAGACCCGCCAGACAGAAACAGACCAGACCAGAAGACGACCGCAACCAAACAGACCAGAAAACCCAGACCAGACAGAAAGCAGAACCAAAACAGAAAACAACCCAGCAGAACCCACCAGAGCAGACAAAGAACAGAACCAGCCAGAAAGACAGAAACAGAACCAGACAGAACCCCAGAAACAGCAGAAAGAAGCCAGAACAGAACCGCAGAAAACAGAACAGACCCAGACAGCAACCCACAGACCAGAACAACCCCAGACCAGAGCAAGCCACAGCAGCCCACCGACACAACCAGACAACAGCAGCAGACAGAACACCCCAGAAGCCAGACCAGCAAGACCAGACCCAGAACAAGCCCCCAGACAGCCAGAACAGAACAGAACAGAACAGAACCAGACAGACCCGACACCAGAAGACAGACCCACCAGAACACCAGACAGAAAAGACAAACAGACAGCAGACCAGAAGACCGCAGAAGACCCACCAGCCCCAGAAAACCGACCAGAGCAGAAUCCCAGACAGACGACCCACCCCAGAAAACCAGAACCCAGACAGAAAGACAAGACACAGACAGACAGAAAGCCCAGCCCAGACCAGACCCAGACCAGCCCCACAGACAGACAAGCAGAAAAAACCAGACACAAGACCAGACAGAACAGACCGCAGAACAGAGCCAAAACCAGACAGACACAGACCCAGCAGACAGACAGACAACAGACAGCACCAGAACCAGACAGAAUCAGACAGAACCAGACAGAAAGCCCAGAACAGCAGAACCGCCAGAACAGCCAACCCAACAGACCAGAAAGAACGCAGAACCCACCAGAACCCAGCCCCAGACGACAGACAAACCAGCCCAGACCAGAAGAAACCACCAGAACCAGACCAAGACAGACAGCCGCAGACACAGAACCAGACACAGACAGACAGAACAGAACAAGACCCAGAAACACCCAAAACAGAACCCAAGCAGCAGAAACCAGACCCAGACCAGACAGACCCGAACAGAGAGACAGAAAGACCCAAGACCCCAGAACCCAGACCCCCAGCCACAGCGCCAGAACAGACAGCAGAACAGCCAGAACAACAGAAACCAGACAAGAACCCAGACCAGAACAAGCCAGAGGCUACAGAGAAUCAGACAAAAGACCCAGAACCAGCAGACCCCACCAACAGAACCAGACAGAGCAACAGACCCAGACCAGAACACCAACCAGAACAGCAGAACCCGAACAGACAGACCAGACAGCAGACAGAGACAGAACCAGACACCCAGACCGAAACCCAGCCAGCACAGACCCAGAACACCAGGGAGAACGCAGACCCCCCAGACCAGCACCAGACCACAGACCCAGAACAAACAGAACAGACACCAGCCAGAACCAGACCAGAAAAGCAGAACAGCCAGAACAGACCCCAGAACCCAGAAACCCAGACAGACAGACACAGACCGAACCCCAGAAACCAGAACCACAGAAGAAAAGACCAGCCCCAACCAGAACCCCAGAAGACAGCAGAACAAACAGAAAAAACAGACAGAACAGAAGCCAGACCAGAAAGAAACAGCAGCCCAAGCAGAACCAGACAGAACAGCAGAACCGACCAGACAGAAACAGCAACCACAGCCAGACAGCAGAACACGCCCAGCAACCCAGACAAGAACGACAGCAGCAGAAACCAGAAAGCCAGAACAGACAGCCCCGACAGAACAGACCAGCAGACAGACAGAACCGGCCCAGAAACAGACCAGACAGACCAGAACAAGCCGCGCAGCAGACCAGCCAGAAAGAACCAGACCAGACCAGACGAACCAGAACAGAACAGCCAGACAGACAAGACAGCACCCAGACCCAGACACACCCAAGAAGCAGAACCAGAACAGAAAUCCGCCCAGAACGCAGACCAGAAGCAGACCAGACAGAACCAGAACCAGCAAACAAGAACCCACAGAAAGACAGAAGAACAGACCCCCCACAGAACAGCCGACCAGAACCGAAGCAGAACAAAAACCAGAAGACAGCAGAAGCACAGCACCAAGAACCAGAACAAGACAGACCAAAACAAAGCAAGACAGGACCCAGACAGACAGCCAGCAGAACCAAAAAGACAGAAACAGAGCCAGAAGACCCAAACACAGACAGCACCAGAACCAGACAAAGACAGAGACCAGACAGACACACAGACAGAAACAGAAGACAGAACCCAACAGAACCAGACCGCCACCAAAGCAGACAAACAGAACCCCCAGAACCAGACCAGCCCAAAACCAGAAGACAGCCCCCCAGCAGACAGACACCAGCAGCCCCAGAACAGCAGAACAGCAGACCAGAACCCAGCAAAACCGCAGCCAGACCAGCCAGAAACAGAGACCCAGCAGACCAGACAGACAGACCAGACAAACCAGACAGACAGCAGACAGGAAAAGAACCAGAACAAAGACCAGAAACCAAACAGAACGCCACAAAAGAAGAGCCAGAAGACAGAGCCAGAACAGAAAGACCAACCCAGACAGAACCAGAACAGACAACCAACCACCCAGCAGACGCGACAGCGAACGCAGAAGCAGACAGACCAGACAGACCCAGCCCCCAGAACAGACCAGACCAGACCAGACCAGAAGCCAGAAUCCAGAAAACGAACGACAGAACAGACAGACCAGAACCCCAGGAAACAGACAGAAACAGCAGACAACAGAGACAAAACCCAGACCAGAAAAAGACCAGAAAACAACACCAAAACCAAGAACACCCAGCAGCAGACCCAAAAACAGCCCCAGACAGAGGGCCAAAAAGCAAAAAGACCCCCCCCAGACAGAGCCCCAGAACCAGAACCACAGACCAGAACAGAAAGCACCCAGAACAGAAAAGCGGGCCCAGACCCCAGACCAGAAAGACAAAAAACAACAGCAGGAAAACAGCCAGAACAAAAACCCCCAGGAACCACCCCCAGACCAGAACAAGAAAAACCCGGGCAGAACCCAGCCCAGAAACAGAAGAAAACCAGAAACCCCCAGCAGAAAAACAAAAACCCAAAAGGGGCCAGAACCGGGACAGCCCAGCAGCCCCAAGGAACCCCAGAAAAAACCAAAGAACCCACCCAGCGGGCCAGCCCCCAAGCCAGGACACAGAAAAAAACCCAAACCCCAGGGGGCAGCGGGAACAGAACCCCGGCCAGCCAGACAGAACAGAACAGCAGAACAGCAAAAAGACCCAGAAACCCAAAACCCGGGCCCAGAAAACACCCCAGCCCCAGCAGCAGCCCCCAGAAGAAAAACCAGAAGAAAACCAGAACGAAAAGAACAGAAACAGAACGGGGAACCCAAACCCCAAAAAAACAGAACCAAGAAAAAGAACAAAAACCAGCCCCCAGAAAAAACAGCCCCCCAGAACGGGACAGAACCAGAAAACAGAAAAGGAAAAAAAAGAAAAGCCAAAACAGCAGACCAAAACCCAAAAAAACCAGACAGAAACCCAAAAACCAGCCCAACCCUCCGGGAACCGGGACCCAGAAAACCCAAAAAAGAACCGGGCAAACACAGAAAAGCAAAAACCCACCAGAAAGCAAGGGGCCCGGAAAACCCCCCCAGCCCCCAGAAACCAAGAAAAGCCCAAAACCCGGCAGCCAGCCCAAAACCCGGAAAAACCAGAAGCGGGCAGCCCAGAAAAAGGACAAAACCCAACCCAAAACAGCCCCAGACAGAAAAAAAGCCGGGAACAAGCAGAACAGAACAGAGAACAAAAAACCCAAAACCAGAACACCAGAACCCCCCAAAAGAACAAAAUUCCCAGCCAGAAAACCACGGGCAGAAACAGAAACCCGGGAAACAGAGCAAAGGGGACACCCCAAGGCCCCCCCAAAACCCACCCCCAGAUCAAAAGCCAGACGACAGAAAAGCAGAAGACAGAAGCAGAAGCCCAGACAGACCCAGCCCAGAACACAGCAACCCCAGACAGACACAGACAAGAAAAGUCAGACAGACAGGAGAACCCAGACCACAGAACAGACAAAACCAAAACAGACCAGAACAGCCAGAAGACAGACAGACAGACGAAGCAGCAGACCCAGAACAGCCCAGCAGACACAGCGGGCAGACCCCGCAGACCGACAGAACAGACCAAGACAAGCAGCCGCAGACAGCCCAGAAAGACCAGACAGCCCCAGAACAGAAGAAACCCCGCAGACCAGCAGAACAGCCCAGACCAGACCAAGGAACCCCAGACAGCCAGACCACAGAACCAGAACCCAGAACAGACAGACCAGCAGAACAGAACACCCCCCCCAGACCCAGAACAGAACCAGACAGCCAGAAAUCAAAACCCAGAACCACAGACCCACGGGAAAACCCCCAGCCAGAGACAGAAGCCAGACAGAACAGACAAACAGCCCCAAAGCAGACGGGCAGACAGCAGACAGAACGGGGCCCCAGAACAGAAAACCAGCACAAGCCAGACAGCCCAGAAGACAGAGCCCCCCCAGACCAGAAAGAACAGACAGACCAGAAGGCAGAGCCGCACCAGAAGAGCCCCCCCACCCGAACAGACACAGAAGCCCAGAACAGAGCCCAGAACCAGAACCAACAGACAAAACCCAGCAGACCCAGACCAGAACAGAACCAGAACACAAACCCGCCAACAAAACCCAGCCAGAACAGCAGACAGACAGAACAGACAGGCAGACAGAAACCAGAAGCCAGAAGCCCAGAAAGCAACCAGAACAGAGAAAGAACAACAGACCCAGACAGACGAACCAGCAACCAACAGACACACAAGAAAGAACCCAGCCAGACCCAGACAGACACCAGAAAGACCAGACCAGAGAACAGACCCCAGCAGACAGACAGACACCCCAGACCAGCCAAAGGCAGGAGCAGAAAACCCACAGACAGACCAGAACCAGCCCAGCCCCCAGCCAGAGCAGGCAGAACCAGACAGCAAGCCAGCCCAGACAAAACCAACCAGCCAAGAGAACAGAACCCAGAAGAUCCCAGAAGAACAGAACCAGCCAGACACCAGCAGCAGAAAAGAGACCCAGAACAGACCAAAACACCAGCCCAGCCAGAGCACACCCCAAGGGACAACAGAACAAAACAGCCCAGAACAGACACACAAAAAACAGACGGGAAAAACAGCAGACCCAGAACCAGAAAGCCAGCCAGAGACCCCAGACCCAGGAGCAGCAGACCAGAACACCCCAAAAACCGGGAAAACAGACCACACCCAGAGAACAGAAAACCCCAGAAAACCAGAACAGCCAGAACCCAAGUCCCAGACAGGAACCAGCCAGACCAGCAAGCCCCCCAAGACAGAACCAGACCAGAAACAACCAGAAGCCAGACAGAAGACCGGCAGCAGACCAGACCAAAGCAGACCGGGAACCAACAAAACCCAAAGCCCAAACCAAAACCCAGACAGACCAGACAAAACAGAAACCAGAAGACCCACCCAGAACCAAGAAGCAGAAACAAACCAGACCAGAACAAAACAGACAAGAAAAACCAAAACAGACAAGAAGAGACCCAGACAGCAGACCAGACAGAACGGGGCCCAAGUCCAGACAGAAACCCAGCAAAACCACCGGGCAGCCAGACAGACAAAAAACAGACCAGCCCAAGACCCAGCAGACACCCCAGAAGACAGACAGAAGACCCCCCAGACCCCCGGGAAAUCCAGUUUACCCAGACAGAAACCAGAACCAGACCAAGAAGAACCAGAAAACCCACGAACCCAAACAAAACAGACCAGCCAGCAAACCAGACACCACCAGACAGAAGCCCAGACCCAGCAGACCCCCCCAACCCAGAACCAGACCAGAACCCAGACAGCAAAACCAAAGCAAACAGCCAAAAAACAGACAAACAGACAGAACGGGGCCAGAGGAGUCCCAGAACCAACCAAACCCAGAAAACGCCAACCGCAGACCCCAAACAGCCAGGCGGACAGCACAGCACAACAGACCACCCAGACACAGACAGACAGACCAGCCCCACCAAACAGCAGAAGACGGGUCAGAUCCCCAAGAUCCCCAGCAGAAACCAGAUACCGGGCCAACAGACCAGACCACACCCAGAAAACAGGGACACCAAACCCCCGAAAGGACAGACAGACCCCCCCCAAAACCACCAAAACACAAAACCAGGAAGAAGACAGACCCCAGACCCCACAGACACGACCCCAGAAGCGGCAACAGCAGCCACAGACCAAACAGCCCAGAACAGAAACCAGCAGAAACAGACCCCAGAAAAAGAACCAGACCCAGACCAGACAGAACCAGACAGGCAGACCCAGGACCCACAAACCACAGACCAGACCAGACCCAAGACAGACCGCAGACAAAACCCCCAAAAACCAGACAGAAGACCAGAACAGACACCCAACCCCCCAGAACCCCCCCAGACAGACCCAGAAAGAACAGAACCAGACCCAGAACAGACACAGACCCACCAACCAGACCCCAAAACCCCAGACAGCCCAGAACAGAACCAGAACAAACAGCCAGACCACAAAACCCAAAACGGGCCAGACACAACCACCCAGAAAAAAGAAGAACAGCAGCCGGGAAAAAAACAGACCCAGACCAGCCAGAGAGGCCAGACAGAAAAGCAGAAACCAGAAAGCAGCAGACCAACCAAACAGAAGCCAGACCCCAAAACAGACCACAGAACAGACAGACAAACCAAAAACCGGGAAGAACCACAGACCCAGACAGACAAAACCAGACCAAGACAGCAGACAACAGAAAGAAAGCAGAAGACCCAGCCAGAACAAAACCAAGCCAGACAGGGGCAAGCCCGUCAGACAGAACCCAGAACCAGACCAAAGCAGAAGCAAGACCCCCACAGCCCAGAACAAACAGCCAGACAGACGGGGGCCCCCAAAAAACAGCCCAGCAGACCCAGCCCCAGCAGAACCAGAGCAGAACCAAGACCAGACCAGACCCGACAGAACCCAGACAGCCAGCCCAGAACCCAGAAGACAGCCAGAAGAGACCAGAAACCAGACCCAAGACAGAAAGCCCCCAGCCAGAACAGACACACCAGCAAAACCACAGAAUUCAGAACCCCAGACCAGCAGACAGAGCCAGCCAAGAAGCAGAAACCAGCCCAAAACCAGAACAAGCCAGACCCCCAGAACAGAAAAACACCCCCAGAAACCCAGCCCAGAAGAACCCCAGACCAAAACCCCCAGAAAGAAAGCACCAGAACAAGCAGAACCGACAGCCCAGACAGCACGACAGCCAAGAAGCAGCCACCCACCAGACAGCACAGACACCCCAGCAACCCCCAGACCAAGACCCAGAACCAGAACCGGAGCAGGCCAGCCCAGACAGAACCAGACCAGACCCCCAGACAGAAGAAGACCCAGAUCAGACAGCAAAACCAAAACCCGAAACCCAGCAGCAGACAGCCCCCCAGAAGCAGCCCAAAAUCAAAGAGAGACCAGCCAGACAGACCAGACAGAACAGCAGAACCAGAACCACCCAGAAAGCCACCCAAAGACCGCCAGCCCAGACCAGAGACCACAGCCCAACCCAGCCAGAACCCAGAACAAGACCAACAGACAGACAGAACGACCAGACAGAACAGAAGGCAAGAAAGAACAGCCCCAGACAGACAGACCAGGAACAGAACAGGACCAGAACCAGAAUGCGAAGCAGCAGAAGACCCCAGACCAGACAGCCCAGACCAGAACAGACAGAACAGAGUUGCAGAAACACCAGAACAGGAAGAACCAGAACAGACAGAAUAGACAGACGACCUUCAGAACCCCAGACAGAACAGAAUUAGAACAGACCCACAGCCCAGACAGCCAGAAAGACAGACAGACAGACCAGACCAGAUGGUGGCACCCCCAGAAGACACAGCAGCCCCAGACCAGAACAGAACCAGAACCAGAACCCCAGCAGAAGGCAGAACCCCCAGAACCCCCAGACAGACAGACCCAUUCAGACAGCCAGAACCAGACAGGGGGGGCCCGCAGACCCCCCACAGACAGACAGAACCCCCAGGACAGAACGAUAUCAGAACAGAACCAAGCCCGACAGAAUUCAGCAGCCAGAACAGACAGAAGAACAGAACCGUGCCAGACCCACGCAGACAGAACACCCUGCGCAGACAGACCAGGCAGACAAGACAGCCAGAACAGACCCAGACCAGAGAAGACCCAGACCCCCCAGACAGAAAGAAGACGGCCCCAGAGACCAGGACAGAACCAGACAGACAGCAGACCCCCUCAGCAGACAGACAGGUCAGAAUUCCCAGAAAGAAGACAGAAGAACCAGACCCCAGCAGACCAGCAGACCAGAAUCAGGACCCAGAAGAACCAGGGAAACCAGCCAGCCCCCAGACCAGAACCCAGACAGCAGGACAGACCCAUUUUUUUUUUUUUUUGCAGUACACAGACAGAACUCAGAACAGAUCAGAAAGACAGCCCAGACCCAGAACCAGAACAGAAAGACCAGACAGAACGCCCCAGAACAGGACCAGAACCCCCAGACCAGCCCAGACCCCUAGCCCAGACAGAACCCCAGAGAAUCAGAACAGAACCCAGGAAAUCCAGUGUUCCCAGACAGACCGAAGACAGAGCAGCCCCCCAGCGUUUGUCAGACAGGCAGGAAGUCCACCCAGCCAGCAGACCAGAACAACAGACCAGAACCAGACCAGACAGAUCAAACCCCAGACCCCACAGAACCCCAGAAGAACCAGCAGACAGAUUCCAGACAGACAGCAGACAGCCCAGACCCCAGACCAGGACCAGACCACCCAGACCAGACAGACCACCACCAGAGAACCCAGAACAGAACCAGACAGAGGGCAGACAGAAUACAGAACAGGACAGAACCCCCAGUCAGACAGAACAGACAGAACCCAGCAAGACCAGACAGGCAGACAGACCCCCAGCCGACAGAAACCAGAAUUCCCCCCCAGAAUUUCCCCAGAACAGAAAGCAGACAGCAGAACCAGACCAGCAGAAAGACAAGCCAGAAGGAACCUCCAGACAGACCAGACAGACCCAGAAUUCCCAGACCAGAAAGAACAGAACAGAAUCCCAGAGACCAGACCUGCGACAGAAGCAGGAACCAGACCAGAACAGAACAGAAGCACAGACAGACCAGGACCAAAACAGGCAGACCCGCCAGACCAGACAGACAGCAGACCUGUGGCCAGCCAGACAGCAGAACCAAGAACCAGACCAGAACCCCAGAUCAGACCGACCAGAAUCAGAACCCAGACCAGAACUCAGACCAGACAGGGACCCCCAAGACAGACAGACGCCAGAAGACCCAGACCCAGACCAGGAAAGAAUUCAGAAACCCCAGACAGCCAGAAUCCCAGCCAGAACCAGACCAGAACAGACGUUCCAGACAGACUCAGACAGACAGAAUUCCCAGCCAGCCCAGACCCCAGCCUCUCAGACCCAGUUCCCAGCCAGACCAGACAGAACGACCAGCAGAACAGCCAGGAGCAGGACAGACCAGACCAGACAGACCAGAACAGACAGACACCCAGAACCCAGAAUGGCCAGAAGACCAGCAGAACAGACCCCCCACCAGGUUCAGAACCAGGCAACCCCAGAACCCCAGCCAGACAGAAGAACAGACAGGAGCAGAGGGUGCCCCAGACAGACAGAAUUACCCCCCAGCUGGUCCAGACAGAACCAGACAGAGCCAGCCCAGCAGAAAGCAGCAGACAGACAGACCCCAGACAGAACCGGUGUGCAGACAGACAAGAAACCCAGGACAGACAGAACCAGACUCCCAGACCCAGACAGAUUUGGUCCCCAGACCACCAGACCAGAAUUCCCCGUCAGAAACCCAGACAGCCCAGACAGAUCAGACACCCCGACCCCCCAGACCAGAACCCAGAACAGACAGAACCAGACAGCCCAGACAGACCAGCCCCCAGACCCAGACAAGACCAAGCAGGGGGCAGACAGAGACCCAGGAACAGAACAGAACUUCAGAACCCCAGAAAGACACCAGACCAGAACCACCCAGCCAGACAGAACACCGGUUCGGCACGCCUGCCAGACAGACGUUGGGGCAGACAGAAUUCAGACAGAACAGCCAGCCCCCGCCCAGACAGUGGGGACAGAACACCAGAACAGCAGAACAGAACCCAGCAGAAAGACAGAGACCAGACCACCAGCAGAAGGAACCCAGAAACAGACCAGACCAGACAGAACAGACCAGAACAGCCCCCAGACCAGAACAGAGACCAGACCAGCACAGACAGACCAGACACAGAACAGAACAGACCAGCCAGACCAGAAGCCCCCAGACCCAGACACCCCAGAAUCAGACCCAGCACAGCCCAGAAUUCAGAACCAGGAAUUGGGGCAAGACCUCCAGACUCCAGACAGAACAGAACCAGACCCCCCAGACCAGAACAGAACCAGACCCCAGACAGAACAGCAGCUGGACAGAAUGUCACCACCCAAGAACCAGCCCAGACAGGAUGUUUUUUCCAGACUCUCAGAAGAUCCCAGACCAGCAGACAGAAACCAGGACCCCAAGAAGCAGGCAGAAAGACCAGCCCCCAGCAGAACCCCUCCCCAGACAGACAGACCAGACAGACAGAAUCCUCAGAACUAG